GGGUUCGGGGUUGCGCGGGGACCGCCGCCUUCCCUCCGCGCCUGGCUGGGUUGCAUCUCGCCGAGCCCUCCACCGGGCGCCCCCGCCCUGAAGGUCACCUUCACUGUCGCCCCCGCCUGCGGCCCGGGCUUCACACGUGGGGUCCCGGGGCGGGCAGCGGCGGCUAACACACGCGUGCCAGAUCGCGGGGAGACGUGCACGCGCAUGCAGUUUCGGGGUGUGCCGGCUCCGCAGACGGACGGACGCGGCGGCCCCACCCCCUACGCCCCCGGGCAUGGGGAACUCUCCGGACUGGGGUCACUUGACACUUGCUCCGUCAAGCACCCCCUUCGCGUCAGGAUCCCAAGCAUUCCCUGUGCACAGGGCUGCAGGCUUGCGAGUUAGACCUAGCUUGGGACUUCUCAGGCUUGGUCUGUGGGAAGAGUGCAAGUUGGGGUGUGUGUUUCGUGAGGGGGUUUCUGUGGUUCGUUCCCGGAGGCAAGGCUUUAACUCCAGGUCUGCAGAGUCUGAUCUCCGUCCUGUAAGAUGUCGGCCUGGAGGGCAGACCUGGGGGUCUGCCUGUGUAUGGGGGCAAAGCCAAACUCCUUGGCAGGAGGUGGUGUUUGUGCCAGAACUUGAUCAUUAACCCGCCUUAUUGCGAAAAGUGGGUCAGCCCAGAGUUGCUGUUUUUAAGGCAAAGGUCAUCAGCAUGGAGUCAAGCUCCCAGCUCUCCCCCGUGGGGCUGUGUGGCAUUGGCUUUGGGAGUGGCUGCAGUUUUUCUCAGGUGGGGCCUGCCUCUCUCCUGGGCCUCCUCUGUUUCCUCUGUUUCUUCCAUCACAUCUUUGACUACAACCCUGAGGUUGGAAGCCCCUUCCCAGCCCUUGGGUUGUCAUCUCCAAACCUUCCUCAGAGUCCCAGGGCUGGGCUGUGUCCCUCUGUGCCCUGGGUGACAGUGGGAGUGCAGAACUCCCCGUGCCUCCCACUCCCCAUAACUCUCCUCAAAAGGGACUUGUCAUCUUCAUCUCCCUUCCCAGCUUGGGUGAGUCAGGACGGGAACAGUGUUAGGUGGGUUCUCUGACCCUGUAACUGAUCACAGCCAGGUUAGCUGAUGGUGGGGGAUAGGUACUGUGGCAGCUUUGCUGAUUGCCUAGAGAAGGCCAAGGUUUGGGCAGAAUGACAAAUGCUGAUGACUCCAGCCUGCCAGGCUUCACCCUGAUGAGGUUCUGAAUCAGUGGAGCAGGCUAGAUAAGAGGAGGUCGAUUUCCCCUCCAGCAAAGAGACCUGAAGAGAGGAAGCGACUUGGCCAAGGUCACACAGCAAUUCAGCAUUUGGAUUUCCAGCUCACAGCCAGAUUGCCAAGGCUGCCCUGGCCUGUCCCAGAGGAAGCUGGGAGAGGCAUGUUGGCUGGGAUCAUAUGCUGAGAACAUAGGGACUGAGGAGAGGGGAGAGUGUUGGAGAAUUUCUUUGAGGGGGUCUGUCUGGGGCAACCUGGGUCAGGGGAGGGUACAGCUGUUCAUUUUGGGGAAACUGGAAGCAUACUAGCAGGUGGAACAUUGGCUCCCUAAGCCUCUGGGAGGCUUGUAUAGAGCUAGGACUUGAAUUAUAGCCAGUCCGAAUCUAUUCAAAGGAGGAGGAGGCCUUAAUGGAGACCCCCAACAGGCCCUCACCCAGGCUUCUGACCUCAGAACCCAGCUCUGGAAGUCCCCUUGAGGGGGACUAGUCCCCUUGAGGAGGUGAUCAAGGCCUUUUAUGGGGGGACCAAGGAUCAGUUGCCUUGUUGGGAAAAAAGCUAGUUUUAGGGGUUAAGAGAAUAGCAGGUUUUUCAAGUUUAUGGUGGUGUGUCGAGUUCCUUCUGCCUAGGCGAGGGCUCCUUGGAGCUGAGGCCCAAAGCGGAGGGGAAGGGGGCUGGCAGACAGGAGAGGAACUUGGGGGCUUAGGGGAGCUCCUGGACAGGACCCCAGAGCUCUUCUUUUGGGUAGGUCUGAGCAGAGCAGCUCAGGGAACACUGGACUCUCCCCAGACCCUGCAGACCGCUUCUGGCCUGGGUGGAGAUGGGAAGGAGGCAAACAGAUGCCUACCUCCUUGGGAUCUUCCUUAGGCUACCUGCCCCCACCCCUUUCCCUUGAAGCCCCAGAUUCCUGGGAUGGGGUGAUAUGCCUUCUGAGGCCUAACUUCCUGCAGGAGCCUCACCCUGUGAGGUUUUGGCUAGGGCGGGGCCUGGCCCUGGCACAGUCUACUGAGUGAGGCCAUGCCAGGCUGGGAAACGCACACAGGGGCCACCUGGGAUGGCUUACGUUUCUUUUCUGACUCCUUUCAGCUGCCCAUUGGGUCCACGUUCUCCCGGGCCAGGCCAGGGCUGUGCUUUAUCUCUUCAUUCUGGGGGGCGGGAGGUGUAUGCCAUGCAGUUUGGGCAGCCCCUUCCCAUUCUGCAGAGGAUCACCUCUCUCCUUCCCUAAAGCCCAGAUGCUCAGGGGUACCCCCUGGGGUAAGGAAGCAGGGGUGUAGAGGAAGGGGGUACUGUUUACCUGGUGGGCGCUGCAGCCUGGGGGCUGGCGCUCAGGCCUGGGCUUGGGCGUCUGACAGACCUGGUUGUUUUCUUGACCUGGCUUGGCUGCCUGUUGCCUCUGCGACCUUGGGCAGCUUGGUUACUAACCUUCUGGAGCCGCAGUUUCCUCAAGUGAGAUGGGCUGGUCGAGCUGCUGGAGGGACCUGCCACGGGCUGGGCCUAGAGUGAGCGUUGGCUCUGUGGUAACCAGGGUGGGAGUGGUUGCAGCAGUUACGCAGGGGUCACUGCCAGGCUGCUCUGCCCCCCCCUUCUCCACAGGGCUGGGGUGUGUCUGGGGAGGGCGGCGGAAGAAGAGGGGCUCUGCCGGGGCCUGGCCCUCCGCGGAGUGUGCGCGAGCCAGAACCCUCGGCGGGGGGUGCGGGGAGCCGUGGGCCUGUUGGGUGCCGGCCCUUCAGGGCUGCGUGGAGGGGGCCUGAGGGAGCCUGGCUGCCGCCCCCACCCUGGUUAGUACGGCUGCCGGAGCAGGCCCGCCUGGGCCCUGGCAACAAGUCAGAGGCCCUGGGAAGGCGCCCUGGCAAGGCUGGGCAUGUUCCUUCUCCACAGCCGCGCGGCCUUUGGUCUCUCGCUGCCAGCUCUGUUUUCCCCAGGGGAGAGACUUGGUUUUCUCCUGGCAGCGCAGGGGCUGCUGGGGAGGGAAGUCGGAGCCUGCCAGCUUCUUGGUGGAGCUGGAGGCCUGGGGCACGGGUGCAGUUGUCCUCUGGGCGCCUGGGGUUAGGGUUCCCACCAGAGCUAGUGACUCUCAGGAAGGGGAGAGCUGUCAGGUCACCUGCAGGGGGCAGCACGAGCCAGAGGCCCCAGCCAGCCUCUUGACCCAGGAGGUGGGCAGGGUGCUCAGUGCAGCCGGUGGACAGGGGGGCAGCCACCUCGUGGCCUGGGCCCGAGUCUGUGCCAGCUGUUGCCGGCAGCCAGCUGAAGUGGUCCUGCCCACCCCCACUGGGGUUGGGGCCGAGGAGAGGACUCCCUUGCUGGGCUCUACCCCUGCCAGCCAGUCCCCAGGGCCCUCGAUCCUGAGGGGCCCAGGUACCCCAGACGCUGGGUUCUCCUGCCCCGCUGCUUCACCAGGAGGGACCCUCUUUUUGGGGAUACAGGGAGAUGGGCCUGAGCACUGGUGGCAGCUCCACCUGGGGUCCUGGAGCCACCAGGGCCUCCGGGCCCACGGCCGUCCUUCUGGCCGACCUUGAGCAGGAUGCGAGGCCGGGGGACUGUGCCCUUCCCAGGGCCGCCCAGCAGGCCUGGCCCUGCUGAAACCCGAAGCCAGCCGGCGGCCAGCUGCAUGGCGGCAAGGGUAGAGGCAGAGGCCGGGACGAGGCACCCAGGCAGUGCCGGGCCUGAGCUGGAGGGCUGGCUGACUCGCCGCCAUGGAGGUCCUGUGACUCCAGAACGCGGGCUGGGGCAGCCGCCGACCACACCAGGUGGGCUGUGGGGACAGGGAGCCAAGUGGCUGGCCUCUGGUGGGGAGGCCACUGGGCCUUGAUCCGCUGUAGGGAGACCUUGAGGGUGCUUUGCAGGAGAGAGGAGGGGCAGGGCGGGCUGGCCUUAGGGGAGUGGAGGCCCCUGGGAACCAGCCACAUUCCUUUGAAAUCUGAUAGGAGAUUGGGUGCCCCCUGGGGCGGGAGCCUGCAACAGUGGUGCCUUCUGGGCAGGCUCCCUGAGCCAGGGGGGGAGUGGGAGCUGUGGCUACCCUUGCCCUCCUCUCUGUCCUCCUGGCCCAGACUCAGGGAGCACAGGCCACCUGUCUGGGUCCAGGCCUCUGGUUUCCCACUUUUGGGGUCUCAGAGACCUCAAAGCUGCUGUUCUGUAUUGGGCAGGGGCCCCCUCAUCCUGAGGGCUGGUCAGCCAGCAAAGCCUUUCUCAAGGCCUCAGCUGGGGGAAGGCCGCCUCAUAGCUGUCACCCCUCUUGCUGCAUUUUGAAAACUGACCAACCACCACCCUUCUCCCACCCUCCUGUCCCUGUCUGCCGUGUCACAGAGUCAGCCAGGUUCUCCCUUUGGGGCCGGCUGCUCAGUUUCCAGGGGCUUGGGGUUGCCCCGCCUAGGACUGUGGGCUCACUUGAAGGAGAGGUCCUUGUGCGUCCUUGUAGUUGUUGGGAGUUUACCUUCAGGUUAGGAGCGGUGUGCUGGGGACGGAGGUGGCGACAGCUGCUGAAGGCCCGCCGUGGGCCAGGACUGAGGGCAGGGCAGCCAUGUGGUAGAGGGGCUCUCCAGGGGGAAAUCUAGGGUCCACUCUUGACCCUGGGCAAGGCACUGAACUUCUGGGCCUCAGACAUCCUUAUUUGGGGGAAGGAGGAGGGGACCGUAUCUGAGCUCCUGGCCGUUCUGUUUAUCACUCAGUUGAGGGGACGCGGGAAGAGGGAGUGGCUUCUCUCCACGUCCCGUUCCCGGUCCCCCCGCGUGCCCUUGUGUGUCAGGCGUAUCUGGACUUCUAUCCAUUUCCCGAGGCCCCUGCUCCAUGUUUCUGGUAGGUCUGGGUAGAGCCCACACAGCUCUGGGGAGGUGCACCCCGUCCCCACUCCUCACAGCUGGGUAGGGAAGAGGAGGUGGAGUCUGGAUGGGUUGGGGUCCAGAGCAGAGCUGGCUGAGCUGACCUGUCUGGAGCUCCCAGAUAAGCAAGGGGCCAGUCUGGCUGCCAGGCAGGCCCUGGGCCGGAAAGCCCCGUGGGCCGGUGGGGCUCCAGGCAGGCCUGUGUUUUGCUGGAGGGUUUCUGCAAGGACAUCCUCCUCUCCCCCAGCGGGGCAGGGCGGGAAGGGCUCUCCGCUGUCCCCCUUCGUGCCUGCGGAGAAAUGGGAGCUUUUGCCACCUGCUCCUUCUCCCCACGACAUGUGUGUCGGUUGCUGGUCACGAGUGCGGGGAUUUUACAGUAAUUAAUUCAUUAAUUCAGUGCCUUUCUGUUGAGCGCGGGCAAGACAGGAGGAGGAAGAUAGAGCUGCUGGUGUGAACAGCCCCCCGAGUGCAGCACGACACUGCUGCCAGGGGUCAUUGGUCAGGCUUCAGAGAAGAGAGUUUAUUUCACCUGGGCCUUGACGGAUGAGUAGGAGUCUGCCUGAUGGAAUGGUAUAUGGGGGGCAGCAUACACAAAAGCGCAGGUAGGAGGGAAAAUGUGUGGCUUGUUCUUAGGCUUCCGGGUAGUUUGGUGUAGCUGCACCUUGAUGGGGAGAACUGGCAGGGGCUGAGGUGGACUUCAGGCCUAAGAUGUUCGGUUCCUGUGAGUGGUAGAGCAGUGGAGAGUAUUAGAAGGUUCUGAGUGGUACCUUUUUUUUUUUUUUGGAAGAGGAAAAAGAGCUAUAUUUAUUUGAUUCUAUGGAUUUUCACUUAUUCCUAUUAACCAUUAAUUAUGCUGAUUUACCAUUAAUUGAAAUAUUUUAUCUUUUUUACUAUGGUCACCUUUAAUAACAACUUAAAAAUCACUUUACUUAAAAAAGGAGUUAUCUAUAUUUACCAGAAUUUCGUUUGUAGAAGCACAAGUGUUGACUUUGGAUCACCCUUAGCUACUCAUCUGAGGAUAUGGUCACACCAUGGAAAUGAAGAUCACUUGUAGACUUUGGAUAUAAAACAUGAACAGUUCACAAAAAGCUGCCAUCAGUCAUGCUGUUGAAUGGGGACUGCCCGGAGAGCCUGAAAAAGGAAGAGGGGGCUGCCGAACCGCCCCGGGAAAAUGGGCUGGAUGAGGCUGAGCCGGGAGAGGAGACCACUGGACAGGAAGUCAUUGUCAUUCAGGACACGGGCUUUUCUGUGAAGAUCCUGGCUCCUGGGAUCGAGCCCUUCUCCCUCCAGGUGUCCCCCCAGGAGAUGGUACAGGAGAUCCACCAGGUGCUCAUGGACCGUGAAGACACAUGUCACCGCACCUGCUUCUCACUGCACCUGGACGGCAACAUGCUGGACCACUUCUCAGAGCUGCGCAGUGUGGAGGGGCUGCAGGAGGGCUCGGUGCUACGCGUGGUGGAAGAGCCAUACACGGUGCGAGAGGCCCGCAUCCACGUGCGCCACGUUCGAGACCUGCUCAAGAGCCUGGACCCAUCCGAUGCCUUCAACGGGGUUGACUGCAAUUCCUUGUCCUUCCUGAGUGUCUUUACUGACGGCGACCUGGGAGACAGCGGGAAGCGGAAGAAGGGCUUGGAGAUGGACCCCAUCGACUGUACCCCGCCUGAGUACAUCCUUCCCGGGAGCCGGGAGCGGCCGCUGUGUCCUCUGCAGCCCCAGAACCGUGAUUGGAAGCCCCUGCAGUGCCUGAAAGUGCUCACCAUGAGCGGCUGGAACCCACCCCCUGGGAAUCGCAAGAUGCACGGGGACCUCAUGUACCUGUUCGUGAUCACAGCCGAGGACCGACAAGUCAGCAUCACGGCGUCCACUCGGGGGUUCUACCUGAACCAGUCCACAGCGUACCACUUCAACCCCAAGCCUGCCAGCCCCCGCUUCCUCAGCCAUUCCCUGGUGGAGCUGCUCAACCAGAUCAGCCCAACCUUCAAAAAAAACUUUGCCGCCCUGCAGAAGAAAAGGGUCCAGCGCCACCCGUUCGAGAGGAUCGCCACCCCAUUCCAGGUAUACAGCUGGACAGCGCCCCAGGCGGAGCACGCCAUGGACUGUGUGCGCGCAGAGGAUGCCUACACCUCCCGGCUGGGCUACGAGGAGCAUAUUCCAGGACAGACCCGGGACUGGAAUGAAGAGCUGCAGACAACGCGGGAGCUGCCUCGGAAGAACCUGCCUGAGCGGCUGCUGCGAGAAAGAGCCAUAUUCAAGGUACACAGCGACUUCACAGCGGCAGCCACGCGGGGCGCCAUGGCAGUCAUCGAUGGCAACGUGAUGGCCAUCAACCCCAGCGAGGAGACCAAGAUGCAGAUGUUCAUCUGGAACAACAUCUUCUUCAGCUUGGGCUUUGACGUCCGCGACCACUACAAGGACUUCGGGGGGGACGUGGCGGCCUAUGUGGCGCCCACCAAUGACCUGAAUGGCGUGCGCACAUACAAUGCCGUGGAUGUGGAGGGGCUGUACACGCUGGGCACGGUGGUAGUGGAUUACCGCGGCUACCGUGUCACGGCCCAGUCCAUCAUCCCCGGCAUCCUGGAGCGGGACCAGGAGCAGAGCGUCAUCUACGGCUCCAUUGACUUUGGCAAGACGGUGGUGUCGCACCCACGUUACCUGGAGCUGCUGGAACGCACGAGCCGGCCCCUCAAGAUCCUGAGGCACCGGGUGCUCAACGACCGGGAUGAAGAGGUGGAGCUCUGCUCCUCCGUGGAGUGCAAGGGCAUCAUCGGCAACGACGGUCGCCACUACAUCCUUGACCUGCUGCGCACCUUCCCCCCCGACCUCAACUUCCUGCCCGUGCCCGGUGAGGUGCUGCCCGAGGAGUGCACCCGCGCUGGUUUCCCCCGCGCCCACCGCCACAAGCUCUGCUGCCUGCGCCAGGAGCUGGUGGACGCCUUCGUGGAGCACAGGUACCUCCUCUUCAUGAAGCUGGCAGCCCUACAGCUGAUGCAGCAGAAGGCCAGCAAGAUGGAGACCGCCCCGUCACUGGAAAACGGCGACCCCCCAUCCUCGGAGUCCAAGCCUGAAGACCCUCCAGCACCCGAGGUGGGAAGCGAGGAGGAGGGCAGCAGUGCUAGUGGCCUGGCCAAGGUGAAGGAGCUGGCAGAGACCAUCGCCUCGGAUGACGGGACAGCAGAUCCUCGCAGUCGGGAGGUGAUCCGCAACGCAUGCAAGGCUGUGGGCUCCAUCAGCAGCACGGCCUUUGACGUCCGCUUCAACCCCGACAUCUUCUCGCCAGGGGUUCGCUUCCCGGAGUCUUGCCAGGAGGAAGUUCGGGACCAGAAGCAGCUGCUAAAAGAUGCUGCUGCCUUCCUGCUCUCCUGCCAGAUCCCCGGCUUGGUGAAGGACUUCGCAGACCACGCGGUGCUGCCCAUGGACGGAGCCACGCUGGCCGAGGUGAUGCGUCAGCGCGGCAUCAACAUGCGCUACCUGGGCAAGGUGCUGGACCUGGUAGUCCGGAGCCCGGCCCGGGACCAGCUGGACCACAUCUACAAGAUCGGCAUCGGAGAGCUCAUCACCCGCUCUGCCAAGCACAUCUUCAAGACGUACUUACAGGGGGUCGAGCUCUCGGGGCUCUCGGCUGCCAUCAGCCACUUCCUGAACUGCUUCCUGAGCUCCUACCCCAACCCUGUGGCCCACCUGCCCGCCGACGAGCUCGUCUCCAAGAAGAGGAACAGGAGGAGGAGAAACCGGCCGCCAGGGGCAGCAGACAACACAGCCUGGGCUGUCAUGACCCCCCAGGAGCUUUGGAAGAACAUCUGCCAGGAGGCCAAGAACUACUUUGACUUCAGCCUCGAGUGUGAGACCGUGGACCAGGCCGUGGAGACCUACGGGCUGCAGAAGAUCACGCUGCUGCGGGAGAUCUCCCUGAAAACCGGAAUCCAGAUCCUGCUGAAGGAGUACAGCUUCGACAGCCGCCACAAGCCCGCGUUCACGGAGGAGGACGUGCUCAACAUCUUCCCUGUGGUCAAACACGUCAACCCGAAGGCUUCAGACGCCUUUCACUUCUUCCAGAGCGGGCAGGCCAAAGUACAGCAGGGCUUCCUGAAGGAGGGCUGCGAGCUCAUCAACGAGGCCCUGAACCUGUUCAACAACGUGUACGGAGCCAUGCACGUGGAGAUAUGUGCCUGCCUGCGCCUCCUCGCCCGCCUCCACUACAUCAUGGGCGACUACGCUGAGGCCCUCAGCAACCAACAGAAGGCUGUGCUGAUGAGCGAGCGAGUGAUGGGCAUCGAGCACCCCAACACCAUCCAGGAAUAUAUGCACCUGGCCCUGUACUGCUUCGCCAGCAGCCAGCUGUCCACGGCCCUGAGCCUGCUGUACCGCGCCCGCUACCUCACACUGCUCGUGUUCGGGGAGGACCACCCUGAGAUGGCCCUGCUGGACAACAACAUCGGGCUGGUGCUGCACGGAGUGAUGGAGUGUGACCUAUCGCUGCGCUUCCUGGAGAAUGCGCUGGCCGUCAGCACCAAGUACCAUGGGCCCAAGUCCCUCAAGGUGGCCCUCAGCCACCACCUGGUCGCCCGGGUCUAUGAGAGCAAAGCCGAGUUCCGGUCAGCCCUGCAGCACGAGAAGGAAGGCUACACCAUCUACAAGACGCAGCUGGGCGAGGACCACGAGAAGACCAAGGAGAGCUCCGAGUACCUCAAGUGCCUGACCCAGCAGGCCGUGGCCCUGCAGCGCACCAUGAACGAGAUCUACCGCAAUGGCUCCAGCGCCAACAUCCCGCCCCUCAAGUUCACAGCCCCCAGCAUGGCCAGCGUCUUGGAACAGCUGAACGUCAUCAACGGCAUCCUCUUCAUUCCUCUCAGCCAAAAAGACUUGGAGAAUCUGAAAGCCGAGGUGGCGCGGCGGCACCAGCUCCAGGAGGCCAGCGGGAACAGGGAUAAGGCUGAGGAGCCCAUGGCUACUGAGCCAGAGCCAGCAGGGGCCUCAGAGGAUGCGGCCUCCCAGCCCCCAGCUGCCAAGGACCCUCCUUCCCUGAGCUUGCAGGGGUAG
Aethalodelphis obliquidens (Pacific white-sided dolphin) is the source of this 10062-nucleotide messenger RNA. It is a transcript of the gene CLUH, whose product is annotated as CLUH binding protein of NUMT mRNA. Gene Ontology annotation, cellular component: cytoplasm. The record is from RefSeq and is a predicted model, not a curated record. The transcript has 26 exons. NCBI's taxonomy places the organism in Eukaryota, Metazoa, Chordata, Mammalia, Artiodactyla, Delphinidae. The coding region runs from base 6127 to 10062 and encodes 1311 amino acids. Gene Ontology annotation, biological process: organelle organization; intracellular distribution of mitochondria. Gene Ontology annotation, molecular function: mRNA binding; protein binding.